This is a messenger RNA of Lampris incognitus (smalleye Pacific opah), 5728 nucleotides long. RefSeq names its product interleukin enhancer binding factor 3b (gene ilf3b). The coding region runs from base 160 to 2235 and encodes 691 amino acids. The transcript has 17 exons. Gene Ontology annotation, molecular function: single-stranded RNA binding; double-stranded RNA binding. The record is from RefSeq and is a predicted model, not a curated record. Lineage: Eukaryota; Metazoa; Chordata; Actinopteri; Lampriformes; Lampridae. Gene Ontology annotation, cellular component: precatalytic spliceosome.
UGUGGGGCUACUGGGAGUUUCCGACGGCUGUAGCGCACGUCUAUCCAGGGGAGCGCUUACUGUGUAGCACGACGAGCAGGAUAUUGGUAUUUUGUUACUGCGAAGACCUUCAUUGCUGCCAUUUCCUGAACAAAAGAGCAGUUGCACUCCAGAGUGACCAUGCCUCCUCCAAUGCGCCAUCGCUCAAUGCGCAUAUUCAUGAAUGAUGACCGCCAUGUGAUGGCCAAGCACUCAGCCAUCUACCCCACUCAGGAGGAGCUAGAAAGCGUUCAGAACAUGGUGUCCCACACAGAGCGUGCUCUCAAGUCUGUCUCUGAUUGGCUGGAUGAACAAGAGAAGGAGUCAUCCAGGUCUGACUCAGAUACCACUGAGACUGAGAAAGAAAGUGAACCCAAGGAGCAGGCCACCCGCUCUUUGCGUGGGGUGAUGAGAGUGGGCCUGGUGGCCAAGGGCUUACUUUUGAAGGGGGAUCUAGACCUGGAGCUGUUGCUUCUCUGUAAAGAGAAGCCCACUAUCAGCCUGCUGAAGAAAGUGUCAGAGAACCUUUCUGUGCAACUCCAGUCAAUCACAGAAGACAAGUAUGUGGUUAGCCAGCAAAUCCGUGAUGCCACCAUCGUCAUCAAGAACACCAAGGAGCCUCCCCUCACCUUAACUAUCCACUUGACGUCCCCCCUAGUCCGUGAGGAGGUGGAGAAGUUGGCUGCCGGAGAAACGCUUUCAGUCAACGAUCCUCCGGAUGUUCUGGACAGGCAGAAAUGCCUACGUGCCUUGGCGUCUCUCCGCCACGCCAAGUGGUUUCAGGCCAGGGCCAAUGGGCUGCGCUCCUGUGUCAUCGUCAUCCGCAUCCUGAGGGAUCUGUGCUCCCGUGUCCCCACAUGGGCCCCACUUCGUGGCUGGCCUCUGGAGCUGCUCUGUGAGAAAGCCAUUGGCACUGGGAACCGUCCUAUGGGGGCAGGAGAAGCUCUACGGAGAGUUUUGGAAUGUCUGGCCUCUGGAAUACUUAUGUCAGACUGUUCUGGAAUCUGUGAUCCAUGUGAGAAAGAGCUGACGGAUGCCAUUGGUCAUCUGGAUCGCCAGCAGAGAGAGGACAUUACUCAGAGUGCACAGCAUGCCUUAAGAUUGUCUGCAUUUGGACAGCUCCACAAAGUGCUUGGAAUGGAUCCCCUUCCUUCUAAGAUGCCUAAAAAACCCCGGAGUGAAACCCCCAUUGAUUACACAGUGCAAAUUCCACCCAGUACGACAUAUGCCCCACCAAUGAAGAGGCCCAUUGAGGAAGAAGAGGGAACAGAUGACAAGAGCCCAAACAAGAAAAAGAAAAAGCUGCAAAAGAAAUCCCCCGAUGAGAAGUCUGAGCCUGCUCAAGCCAUGAACGCCCUCAUGCGGCUGAACCAGCUGAAACCAGGUCUCCAGUAUAAGCUUAUAUCCCAGACUGGCCCUGUUCACGUUCCAGUUUUUACCAUGGCUGUGGAAGUUGAUGGUAAGACAUUUGAAGCCUCAGGCCCAUCCAAACGCACUGCCAAGCUGCACGUAGCUGUAAAGGUUCUGCAGGACAUGGGCCUGCCCACUGGGGUGGAUCUAAAGACUGCUGAACCAGUAAAAACAGAAGAGGUGGUUGCAGCAGCAGUAGCUGCCACCGUUGAAGAGUCAAAACCAGUGGUAAUUCCUGCUGAGCCUAAUCCGGCUGCCACAGGAACAGUCAAAACAGAAACCACAGAAACGGCAGAGAACGCUCGCCAACAGGGACCAAUCCUGACCAAACAUGGCAAGAACCCCGUGAUGGAGCUGAAUGAGAAGCGCCGUGGCCUGAAGUAUGAGCUUAUCUCUGAGACUGGUGGCAGCCAUGACAAGCGCUUCGUCAUGGAAGUGGAGAUUGAUGGCCAGAAAUUCCAGGGCACAGGAUCCAAUAAGAAAGUGGCAAAAGCAUAUGCUGCCCUGGCUGCUUUGGAGCGACUAUUCCCUGAAGGUUCGGUGACUGAGGCAGCUAAGAAGAAGAAAGGUCCACCCAUGCACCCCCCAAACUAUGGUGUGAUGGGAGGACCAGCAGGCUGUGAUGCAGGCAAUCUCAGAGGGCGAGGUAGAGGAGGACGAGGUCGUGGAAGGGGUAGAGGCUUCAAUAACGGGGGAGGCUACAGUCAGGGAGGUGGAUUCGGAACUUAUGGAUAUGGGAAUAAUGCUAACUCUGGAUACAGUGACUUUGUCUCAGACUGCUAUGGCUACCACGAGUUUGCAACAUAGAUCCUCCCCAUUGUUUAGAAAAUCAAAAACAAAGCUGUAGAAAGGACAGAAAAAUGGACAAAAAACUAUAUUGAUCCAGCAGCAUCACGAACACCCUUCACUACAAGUCCACAGCCCUGGGAAUACAGUCACAGCCACCCUUCUUUCCUGUUUGGCCAAUCCACAUGUUGUGUCUCAACACUUCGGAGAGAUGAGAGCAUGUAGCCAUAGUCACCUUCCAUUCCCUCAGCUUCUGCUAUGGAUGUAUCUGAACACCAGGAUCUUUCCAAAACUGCAGACUUGAUUUACAACAGAAUGCCCCCAAUUUGUGGAUUGGGAGCAAGGUUUUGCUCUUACUGGCUGGUGUGGGAGUUGUACAGCUACUACCUAUUGGAUGCUGUGAGGACCAUUACAGACUGGUUUCAAAUGGGUUUUGCUUCCAUACUGUUUACUCAAAAAGAAAUGCAGAAAUCCUCUGUGGCUGGUCAUAUUUCGAUACGUUGAUGCCUUUUCCUCACUUUCCCGUCAUUUUGUUAAUGUGUUUUGUUAUUUUUAAGGAAGGCCACAUUGUGUCCUAUGUGCUGUUAUCCAUAUCAACAACACCACUAAACCCAUGGCUACUGAAUGCAUGACGAGUACGCUAUUAGUCUUUUAAAGUGUUGAAUGUUUGCUAACCACAGUAUUAUCUGUGCAACAGCAGUAGUUAUGAACGGUAUUUGGUUGUCAGGAUAAAACGUUUGCACAAAAAGACAGAAAUUGAGUCUGUUGUAAGUUUGCCAAGGGAAAAAGUUUUGGUUUUAGUUAUGUCUUUAUGCAUGCUCAAUAAUCCAGGUUAGAAGAUCACAGGAAGUUGCAUCAGUUCAUCUGGACAUGUUUACUGAGCAAGAGAAAUGCGAGACAUUUAAUCCCUCCGUUGUCAAGUUGCUGAGCUUUUAUUUACAGAGAGGGGGCGCAAAAAGAACAGAACAGCCAAAGAAGAUAUGUGAUGAGAAUGGCAUUGCCUUUGUGAAACUAGGGAGUUUCACAACAUCAGAUGGUCUUCAUGGAGGCAAGAGACUUGAAAAUAUGGAGGCUAUUACCUGCCAUUCAAAUUCAAGUGGCUACAAGUGAUGACAGUGACCUAAAACAUAUCUGCACAGGGCGUUAUUCAGUGUUUCCUAGCCAACACGCUUGACACUGGAACCAUUUAACAGUUCACCUCCCUCAGGUUCCAGCAAGAUAAAAUUGACCAUUGGUGAAUGCAAAGAUGAGCUCAUGGUAGUUGCUUUACAGUGAAGGCAAGUGCAGGAAAGAGACUUUCAAAUGCCGAUGCUGACCGGGACAAGGCUGAUGUAUUGAGAGGUCUUAUUCAUGAGUUUGAAAGCAGAUAUGAAUCCCUUAAGUCAGUGUUUCCCAACCCAGUCCUCAAGGACCCCCUAUCCUGCAGAUUUUCUUUGCAACCCUGAAUAGGUACCUGUUUGUAGUUCUUCAACCAAUCAGCAAUGAAUUAUGUCAGAUGUUGCAGACCUUGCAUAAUUAAGUGCUGUGAGAUGAUUGGUUGAGUAAGUACAAGCAGGGCUACCUAUGCAGGGUCACAAUGAAAAUCUGCAGGAUAGGGGUUCCUUGAGGACUGGGUUGGGAAAUGCUGCCUUAAGUCAUGUGAUCAAUUUUUGAUCCUUCAACUUGGCUUCAAGAAAUGCAAGACCUCCACAGUUUUGGCAACACAGCACUUACUAACAUCCUCCAGAAAUAUGAGGCCAGCUUGUCUGUUGAGAGACUCCACUGAAAGAGAAUGGAUGCGUUUAAAGCAAGCAGGAAAACGUUUGGCGGCCUCUUUGUAUGACUUGGUCAACAAAGUGAAGAUAAGCAAUCCAGAUAGUUACUCCAAUAUUCAUAAAGUCCUUCUGUUGUCCCUUACACUGCCCUUGAGCAGUGCUGCCUGUGAGAGGGGACUUUCACAUCUCAGUAUAAUAAAAAGCAAGUACAGAUCCCACCUGUCAGACUCUCGCCUCUCAUCCCUGAUGCACAUCCAUUUGUCUUAAGAUGACAACAGUCUUGACCCGAAGCAAGCUGUUGACUUAUGGAUGCAAACAGCUCAUCACAGACUCAACCAGGGAGAAAAAAGUAGGCCUCCAUCCUCAUCUACCAUGUUUGAAAGAGAGGAAGACAGUGAGGAGAGCAGUCAGCAGGGUAGUGAUGACGACAGCUUGUAGGAUAACUGUGCCGUGUAAAGACUGAGUACCAAGCAACAUCUCCAGCUGCUCCCUUGAGAACCAGACCAAAAAAGUUAAGUGCACCCCUGCUCAUACAGCAUAUAACAGCUGCCCAAGCGUAAACCAGUUGUGAUUACGUAUGCGGCAGGAGUACCUGAAGAGUCGAGACAUGUAUUUUUCAAACCUCGCGUCUCAGUUGCUUUCAUUUCCCAAAACACACUAUUCCAGAAAUUAGUCCACCCCAAGGAUAGGGUACCCCGGCACAAACGGAGCAAUACAGUGUACGGGUGUAAGUGCCAGGAGGAUUGCUGUGACUCGUACAUCAGGGAAACAAAACACACUUGCCAAGAGGAUGGCGCAACACAGAAGCGCUAACGCGUCACUCCGCAGUCUACACCCAUCUACAGGCUAGUGGCCCUUCCUCCUUCAAGGAUGAGGAUUUGCCCCUUGAUGGGGAGGAACACUGGUUUGAACGGGGGGUCGAGACAGAUGAGGGACGAAGUAGGGCUGUCAAUGAAUAUUCCAAAUUUGACUAUAUAACCGAAUUGUAAAAAAACAGAACAAAAACAUUCAAAUGUGAAAUUUAAUAGUCGUUUGUGGGGGGGGGGGAGCACUACUGUGGCUGUCUGCCUCGCGAAUUCUCGUGAGAGCCUUGGCCGCUGCGCUGACUACGCUGCAUGACAGACAGGAGUUGGCUAAGAGUGCAUUUGUCGCCAUCUUAAAAUGCUGUGAUUGCAACCAUUUCCAAGUCCUCUAAAUAGUACACAUUGCUGUUGAAACUAAAGUGGUCACAGCAUUUUGCAUAUGAAACAGAUUGUUGUUAUCGGUCGUAUGUUACUGUAUUUAUAAGGGUGGGGAUACCUGCAGUCAGUUGAGACUGAAGAGUCACUUAGAUGAGUGAAGAAACAUUUCUCUCAGACGUUGUGACUGGAUGAACUGAUUCAACUUUCUGUGGUUUUGGUUUUAGUUAUGUUAUCGCUGUUUUUAAUAAAUGUGAUGUUGGCAUUCAGUUGUGUAACUCUGUUGUGGGAUUUCAAUAUUGACUUAAGUGCACAACCAUUGCAGGGUUUUUCCGUGGAUGUAUUAUAGUAGUUCUACAAUAAUAUAUCCAUAGGUUUUCCCUGGCUGAAAUUAAGGCGGAGGUGGUACCAUCCUGAUCAUGCGCACACACGUGCAUGUGUACCGUGCCUUCAACUGGCUCAAGCAAACACUUUUCUUCUUUUACAAGCAACCUAUUUUAGGAGUUCUAAUCAUUUUAUGAUUGAAGAAAAUUACAAUUAUCACGUUAAAGCAUGUUUUUUAAAAAAAAUAAAGUUGCUCUG